Messenger RNA from Arachis stenosperma, 1443 nucleotides. RefSeq lists its product as uncharacterized. The coding region runs from base 1 to 1443 and encodes 480 amino acids. NCBI's taxonomy places the organism in Eukaryota, Viridiplantae, Streptophyta, Magnoliopsida, Fabales, Fabaceae. The transcript is spliced from 5 exons. The record is from RefSeq and is a predicted model, not a curated record.
AUGAUAGAGUUGUACGCUGAGUUUGAACAGCAGUCAGGGUUGGGCGCAGUCGGCGAGGAGGUCAAUGUUAAUGAGCUCGGGGAUAUAGAUUGGGAAGAAGAUAAUAAUGACAGUGAAGAGGAGUUCGAAGCUAACUAUGAAGUCGAUGAUGAAAAUGAUGACGGAGACUUGGUAGGUAAUCCGGAGGUGCAAAAUGAAGCGAAUGCGAUUGUAAGCCAGCACCCGUUUGAUGUUUCAUCUUUUAUGCGGACUCUAGAUCUCGAAGCCAUACAUGUCCUGGAAUUUCCUGAGUAUGCGAAUACGGGUGAAGGCAACACUGUGGUAGAAGAUGGCGAGUUUAGUGUUGGAAUGGAAUUUGGUUCAAGAGAGUCGUUGAUAUCUGCAAUCAAAAGCUACACUAUCUCUAGAGGAGUUGAUUACACUGUGUAUAAGUUUGAGCCGCAGACAUUCUAUGCAAAAUGCAAGGAUGCCAUUAGGCCAUUGGUCGAAUUAAACCCCACGAUAAAGGUGAAGUCUGUUAUUGCAGAAGUUCAAUACAGGUUCAACUACACUAUGAGUUAUCGCAAAGCUUGGUUGGCAAAGCAGAAAGCUGUUGCCAAGGUUUUCAGUGAUUGGGAAGUUUCUUACCAGACUCUGCCAGUAUGGUUGAAAGCAAUGACGGUGAAGAUGCCAAGGUCUCCAUUUAGACACUACAAGCCACUGGUACAAGUUGAUGGCACGCACCUGUACAGAAAAAAUAAAGGUGCACUUCUGGUAGCGGUUGCACAAGAUGGGAAUCAAAAUAUUGUGCCUAUUGCAUUUGCGAUAGUCGAGGGCGAGACGGCAGACGCAUGGGAGUUUUUCCUAACCAAUUUGUGGAGAUAUGUUGUUACCAUUGAUGGUGUGGGUAUUAUUUCUGACCGCCAUACCUCCAUCGAUGUUGCAAUAGCUCGCAGUAACGGUGCAUGGUCACCACCAGGGGCGUGGCACAUGUACUGCAUCAGGCACAUCGGGUCCAACUUCUUAAGGAAGUUCAAGGCUCCAUAUUUGCAUAAACUCAUGGUAAACACAUGCUAUUCUAGGACAGAGCAGGAGUACAACAAAAACUACCAAAGGCUUAAAGAGCGGGGUGAGGCAUAUACUCAAUGGUGCGAUGAGAUCGGUGUUGAGAGAUGGGUGUUGGCAUUAGAUGGUGGUCAGCGUUGGGGACAUAUGACGACAAACUUGGUAGAGUGCAUAAAUUCUGUCUUGAAGGGUGCACGCAACCUUCUUGUGACUGCCCUGGUCCGGUCAACUUUUUAUCGGUUGAAUGAAUUGUUCACUCGAAAGUGUAUCGAGGCUCAUGAGCGUCUCCGCAACGGAUUCAAGUAUUCAGAAUUUGCAACGAAGAGAGUUGAAGAAAGCUUUCGACGUGCAGGAAACGUUGUGGUCAAUCGGUUCGACAGGCACAACGAGAUGUUUUAG